Sinocyclocheilus grahami is the source of this 2122-nucleotide messenger RNA. RefSeq names its product stromal cell-derived factor 2 (gene sdf2). Lineage: Eukaryota; Metazoa; Chordata; Actinopteri; Cypriniformes; Cyprinidae. The coding region runs from base 166 to 834 and encodes 222 amino acids. The record is from RefSeq and is a predicted model, not a curated record. The transcript has 3 exons.
UAUUAUUAUUAUUAAUAAUUUUUUUUUUUUUUUUUGGGGUUCCUUUUUCCCUCUUUCCCGUUAAUGCUUCACACUCCAGUCCAGUUGGUGGCGGUAAUACACCACAAGUUGGCUUGUCAACCGCCAUAAAAUCGUACAAGAAGAAGAAGAAGGACUCGGCAAGCCAUGGAUAGUUUGGGGUUCUUACGGGCGCAGUUGCCUUUAACAGUGUUAUUGUCAUGUAUGUUUACAUUCUCCUCCGGCAGUGAAAUGAAUUUUGUAACGUGCGGGUCGGUGGUGAAGCUGCUCAAUGUGAAACACAACGUCAGGUUACACUCUCAUGAUGUCCGCUAUGGAUCUGGUAGUGGUCAGCAGUCGGUGACCGGUGUGACCGGUGUGGAGGACAGUAACAGUUACUGGAGUGUGCGGGGCACCAGUGAUGCCGCAUGUCAUCGAGGGACUCCGGUACAGUGUGGACAGAACAUCCGAUUGACCCAUGUGAACACGGGCCGCAAUCUACACAGCCACUACUUUACUUCUCCUCUUUCUUCAAAUCAGGAGGUCAGUGCCUUUGGUGAGAACGGCGAGGGUGACCAUCUGGACGAGUGGACCGUUCUGUGUGCAGGCUCUGUUUGGCAGCGGGAUGAGUCAGUUCGGUUUCGCCACACGGCCACCGAGGCUCUGCUGUCUGUGACGGGAGAACAGUACGGCAGACCUAUCCACGGCCAGAGAGAAGUGCACGGCAUGAUGGUCAGCAGCUCACACAGCUACUGGAAAACAAUGGAGGGCGUCUUCAUGAAACCCAGUGAGAUUGGAUCCAGGGAUUUCAGCAGGCCAUUGCACACUGAGUUUUAGAGAAACGCUUCAUACAAGCUGACUCUGCUGGACUCUUUACAGUUCUAUUGUUAUGAAAAAGAGUUUUAUGAUCAAAUUGUGCCAUAUGCUUGUUUUUUAAACACUUUUAAGCAUAUGAUUUUGUAUUGCACAGCAUACACUACUGUUCAAAAGUUAGGGGUCAGUAAGGAUUAUUAAGGUUUUGACAACAAAUAUUAAACAUCACAACUGAAACACUAUAUAAGCAUAUUAGAAUGAUUUUUGAAAGAUGCGUGUUACUGAAAAUUCAGCUUGGCCAUCACAGGAUUGUCAUUCAGAGUUUAACUUAAGUUUUAACUUGAAACACAAUGCACUCACCUUUGAGAAUAUUUAAUGGCCAUUAAAAUUUUAAAAUCGUGGCCAUCUGUUUGCAUCUUACAAGUAAUAUUAAAUUAAAAAGACCAACAACAAAUCCUUAAACAAUAAAUUGGCCCACAACUGUUAUCAAAAAAAAAAAAAAUUUAAACCUGGGAUAUGAUUUAAAACCACAAAUAUGAAUUAAUUGCAUUAGCAAACAAGCUGGAAUUCACUUGAACUGCUUGAUGCUGAUCUCAGAGUGGAAACACUACAGCAUCAAUGCUACUUUAUGUUGCAACAGUAUUAACAUUAAUCUAAUUGAGAGACUUGCAGUUAUGUGGUGCUAUGUAAUGAUGUUUUAGGCUAUUUUUCUAAAGGAAGCUUUGAGUUGCUUAAAACAAAAGCUUCUAUACAGCCAUUACUAUCACACUUGCACACCUGAAUAUUACACUAGUAACACUCUGGCAAAGUCUUUUUUCCUAAGAAAAUUAUAAUUUUUUUUGUCUCUAAAUGUAUAAUUGUAAUUACAUUAAGUGCCUUUUAUAUAUGUAUACAUGUGCUAUGAUUACAUAUACUGUAGAUGCUGUAAAAUUUGAAAUGACCUGUAAAAUAUUUUUUAUUUUUUUUAUGUUUACAUGGUUGGGUUCACAGCUGUCUACCAUUUGACUUGGUAAUACAGUACAUACACAGUACCAACUGAGAAGCAUUAGUACAGAUUUUGAAGUAUUAAACAGCCUUUAGAGUGUAUUACCUCAGACAGUUUGUGUAAACAUGUUAUUUUUUAGAUGCUUUAAAUGAAAGAGAUUAUCAGAUCAUUAACAGUGCUGGUUUUUUUUUUAAUCAGAAAAACAGUAGAUUAAGUAAUUUAUUUGUCAUUUGUACAGCUGGGUUCAUUGGUGACUCAAACCCUGAUAGUAUGCAAACACAAUUGUAGUCUUAUUUGUAGAAAAUCCAAUGCUUCCCCCUACUGGCU